Messenger RNA from Hippopotamus amphibius kiboko, 9683 nucleotides. Its product is annotated as zinc finger protein 17-like. The coding region runs from base 464 to 1954 and encodes 496 amino acids. The transcript is spliced from 5 exons. Gene Ontology annotation, molecular function: DNA-binding transcription factor activity; RNA polymerase II cis-regulatory region sequence-specific DNA binding. Gene Ontology annotation, biological process: regulation of transcription by RNA polymerase II. The record is from RefSeq and is a predicted model, not a curated record. NCBI's taxonomy places the organism in Eukaryota, Metazoa, Chordata, Mammalia, Artiodactyla, Hippopotamidae.
CUGAGGAAGGUUAUUUGGCGGCUUUUACUGCAUCUGCGGGACCCAAGAUUCUGGGUCACUGGGUGGAGUCGAGCUUAGAGAAACUGAAAAGAGCCCGAGGGGGCGCCGUCCACACGGCCCUGGAGGGAGCGGGUUGCGGAACCCGCUUCCGGGAUUCUCGGCCGAGGUCUCCGCCGUUAUCCCACGCGUCUCCUGACACCGCUGCGCCCGCAGGGUCCUAUUGCAACCGACGCGCUACAGGACCCGGCCCAGGGAUCAUAAGGGAAUUCCAAAUGAGGUGUGCAGCCAUGGCGAGCUAUCACUUUUAUAGAGAUUAAAGAAGGAAGUUAGAAGGCCUGUAGCCACCAAAAAGUCCAUGGCUUUUUUUUUUUUCCUGAAGAGUUGAUGGGUUUUCAUUGGCUGAGUCAUUUCCAGGAAAGAAGAGUCUUCACCCUUUUGGAUUCCAUUAUUGUCUCAGGUUCCCAUGGUAGCAGCAAUGUCAGUGGUCCCUGGACAGGGCCAUGUGAUCUUUGAGGAUGUGGCUGUGUCCUUCUCCCAGGAGGAGUGGGGGCUCCUUAACGAUGCUCAGAGACUCCUGUACUGUGACGUGAUGCUGGAGAACCUGUCACUCGUAGCCUCCCUGGGUUGUUGGCACGGAGUAGAAGCUGGGGAAGCCAUUUCUGAACAAUGUGUUUCCGUAGAACAAGUAACAGAAGACAGGAGUCCAAAGCCAGAGCCAUGUAUCCUGAAGACUCUGACUUCCAGUACAAGUACCCUGGUAGAGAAAGAUGUUUCGUACCUGGCUGAGAUUAUGUUCACAUGCAGAGAGGUUGAGAAGGAUUUCCUAGGCAGCCUGGGCUUUCCCCAGCACCAGCCCUCCCACAAUAGAGAGCAUACACGUAGAAGCAGACAGAGCAGGGAGUUCUCUCACCCUGGGCAAGGGCAUUACGAGUGCAGCGAAUGUGGCAAAGCCUUCAGUAAGAAGUAUAAAUUCACGGAGCACCUGAGAGUUCACACUGGAGAAAAACCUUAUGAGUGUAGUGACUGCAGGAAGUUCUUUAGACACAGCUCCAGUCUUAUUCACCAUAGGAAGGUUCACACAGGAGAAAGGCCUCAUGAGUGCUCUAAUUGUGGGAAAGUCUUUGCCCACAAAUAUAAACUUGUUGAGCACCAGAGAAUCCACACUGGAAAAAGACCCUAUGAGUGUAAUGAAUGUGGGAAAACCUUCCUUCGCAAGGAUUCACUUGUUCAGCAUCAAAAAAUCCACACUGGAGAAUAUCCUCAUAAGUGCGGUGAAUGUGGGAAGCGCUUCCUUUACAAAAAUAACCUUCUUGUACACCAGAGGAUCCACACUGGAGAAAGGCCUUAUGGGUGUAGCAAAUGUGGAAAGUCCUUCGUCUUCAAGAAAAGGCUUCUUUAUCACCAGCGAAUCCACACUGGAGAAAAGCCUUAUAUGUGCAGUGAAUGUGGGAAAGCCUAUAUCUACAAAGGAAGUCUUAUUGUCCAUAAGAGAAUUCAUACUUUAGAAAAGGCUUAUGGGUGUAACAAAUGUGGGAAAAUCUUUACAAGCAGCUUUGCCCUGAAUAGACAUGAGAAUGUUCACAUUGCACGAAGGCGUUAUGAGUGCAGCGUAUGUGGGAAAACUCUCAAAGGCAAAGUUAAAUUUGAUGAGCACCAGAGAAUCCACACUGGAGAAAGACCCUAUAAGUGUAAUGAAUGUGAGAAAGCCUUCAUGCGCAAGUAUACACUUGUUCAGCACCAAAAAGUCCACACUGGAAUAAAGCCUUUUAAAUGCAGUGAAUGUGGGAAGCCCUUCACUUACAAAACAAGUCUUGUUGUCCACCAGAGAAUCCACACUGGAGAAAGGCCUUAUAUGUGCAAUGAAUGUGGAGAAGUCUUUGUCUACAGAAGAAGUCUUGUUGUCCAUCAGAGAAUCCACACUAGAGAAAAGCCUUAUGAGUGUAGUUCUUUGUAGGCAGCUCCAAGCACAUAAAAAACAAAGUUCACACUGGGGAAAUGCCUUUUGGACUUACGCUUUCCUUCACUUGAGUUAAUAUCUAGCAGCACAAUUCCUGUGUCAUAGAGUAGGUAGAUGUAUACCCUAUAAUGGGGCCAGUCAGUGUUUUCUAUAAUGGUAGUAUCUUAUCUUUUUAUAGUCUCAUGAGAAGCACCAGAACCUGAGUUCCUGUUCUUUACAUUCUUAUCAUCACUUGGUAUGUUCAGGGUUUCUAAUUUCAGUGAUGUCAUAGGUGUAUCUAGUGAUCUUAAUUAGCAUUUCCCUAUUGACACAAUGUGAGUGGUUUUCCAUGUGUUAAUUUCCAACUCUUUCUUUUUUUAUAAUUUUUAUUGGAGUAUAGUUAAUUUACAAUAUUGUGUUGCAGGUGUACAGCAAAGUGAAUCAGACAACCGUAUUUCUUUUCUGAAAUUUUUGUUCAUAUAAUUUGUUAUCUUAAUUAUUGAGUUUUGAUGUUUCUUCAUGGAUUAAGGUCCUCUAAUGGAAAUAUUUACGAAUAUUCUCCCAGACCUGGUCUGCUCAUUUUAGUUGCUUUUCCAGAGAAAGACUGUUUUUUUGUGGGUUUUUCUGUUGUUGUUUUGGCCGUACUGUGUCAUACAGGAUCUUAAUUUCCCUACCAGGGAUGGAAUUCAUGCCUCCUGCAGUGGAAGCUCAGAGUCCUAACCACUGGAUCACCAGGGAAUUCCUCAGUAUGAAGCUUUGAAUCCACUUUUCAAUUUGUACAUCACAAAAAAUCCUACUAGAAUUUUGUUUAGGAUUGCAUUUAAUCUUCAAUUUAGAGAGAAAUACUGUGCCCCAAUGUAUAAACUUGAUAGAUCUUUUAUUUAGAUCUUAACUUUUCUUAGCAGUGUUUUUUAGUUUUCUGCUUGUAGGUCUUAAACAUCUCCAGGUAGUUUCUACAUCUGAUGAUAUUGUGAAAGGGAGUUUUUAAAAAAAAACUUCAAUUUGUGAAUUGUUCAUACCUAUUUCACUUAGAGAUAAAAAACUAAGGAUAGAAGUGAUCUUUCUUUCUUUUUUUCUUUUUUUUUUCUUUUUUUUUUUUUUUGAGUGGCUUAUGGGAUCUUAGUUCCCCAACCAGGCAUUGAACCCAGGCCAUGGCAGCAAAAGCUCAGAAUCCUAACUGCUAGGCCAUCAUGGAACUCCCUAGUAGUGAUCCUUCUUAACUUUAUAAAUAAUAUUUACAAAGGGCAAUUAGAAAUACUGUACGUUUGAACCAUUAUUAAAAUAGUCCCAUUAGAAUAAAAGGAGGACAGCGGCUCAUUGUCCUCUUAUUCAGUAUCAUCCUGGAGUUCCAAUUUCAUUCAAUAAGGGGGGAAAAAGGCAAAAUAAUAUGUAGCAAUUGGAAAGGAAGAAAUUAACCACCUAAAAUAUGUCCUCAGUUUUUAUCUUCACUAUAUGUCCAAAUACAGACACUCAGUUUAGUGUCUGGAUUCAUCGUAAACUAUUUUUUCAUCACACAUUUUCUGCCCUUCUUACUUCCUUAAGGAUCCAUCGCCUUCUUUUAUCCUAAAGCAACUUAAUAUUUGAACUGCUUAUUGUAUGUUUCUAUCAAAUACAGAGUAAGUUCCAGUAAGGAAAUACGUAUUUACAUGUUGUGUGCUGAUAUAUUCCAUAUUCCUAGAAACAUGUCUGAAACACCUAUGGUACAUAGCUAUGUCUUGAAAUACAUAACAAAAUGACAAUGCACAUUUAACAUUCAUUUGCACAGCUGUGGGUAUACUUUCUAACCUUACACUGCCUUUUCCUUCAAUUUCACUACACUUAAUGCUCUGAGUUAUGGGAAGAAAUACUUUGCAGAAAGCCUUUUCAUCAACUAAAAAGUCCCAAUAGUUGUUUUAUUGGCUUCCUUCUCUUAUUAGAUCUCAAGGUUUGUGUUUUGUUUUUUGUUUUUUUAUUUUUUUGGCUGCGUAGCAUGUGGGAUUCCCUGACCAUGGAUUGAACUUGCUCUCCUUGCAGUGCAAGUGUGGAAUGUUAACCCCUGGACCACCAGGGAAGCCCUGAUAUCUGUUUCAUUAAGCACUUUUAAUAGCUCUUGAUAGUUACACAGUCCCAAAUGUUUUUCAGAGUUUCUCUCCUUUCCCUAUACAGACAUUGUCAGUAUACUUACAGUUGAUGUGGCAAUCACUUCCAAGGAGCAGGUGACAUCAUGGGGUUCUAAACAUUUAUCUCAGGCUUAUAUGUCCCCAUUGCAGACUCACAGAUGCUGCCAUGGCAGUCCUUGUUCUGGGAACAAGUGCACAUUUGGUAAGCAUCUCUUCUUUUCAGGUAUCUGAUUCUUAGAAAACAUUUACCUCAGGAAACCUAAGAUUAACUGCUCUUAAAUUUCACUUCCUAAGUUUAGGACAAUAAAAGAGGAAAAACCUUAGAUAGGUUAUAUCUAUAGAUACACAGAUAUAGACAGAUAAGAACAAAGCCAUGAAAACAGGAAAAGCAUUUGCUGAGGAAACCAGAGGCCUGUUGACCCUCAUCAAUGUGCAUCAGGAGUGCCUGACACCUCCCCUCACCCCUCAGUUGUAUUGUUUUGAAACUUGUCUCACUGGCUUCUCAGUAAAUACACUGACCAUAAACAGGGUUCACUGUAGAGGCUUCAGGAUUAGGUAGGUUGUGAGUAAUAAGAUGAAGAAGAUGAGCUCCUGCUCUGAGUAGACGCUUAGUGUCUGUGGUACCUGUUGAUCAGGGGCAUGUUGUGUCAUGGAGACUUUAAUGAUGUGUCUCUAAAUUUUUAUCCUUGGUGGAAGGCUGUUCAUUGCCUCUCAAGUACCUGGAUGUUCUCUUUAUCAUAGUAAUCAACACUCUCUACCCUCCUAGGGCCUCAGCUUCCGUUCCUCACCUGUUAAAAUAAAUGCAUUCUUCUAUCAUCUAUCUGUAUCAUCUUCCUAUAUAUCUAUCAUCUAUCUAUCUCUAUCAUCUUUGCCUUACUGUGAUUUCACAUCAAUGACAUGUCCCAUUUAUAAUUUUUUUAAAAAGAUUUCUUUUGAUGUGGAACAUAUUUGAAGUCUUUAUUGAAUUUGUUACAAUAUUUCUUCUGUUUUUAUGUUUUGUUUUAGCCACAAGGCAUGUGGGAUCUUAGCUCCCUGACCAGGGAUCAAACCCGUACCCCCUGCACUGGAAGGCAAAGUCUUAACCACUGGACCACCAGGGAAGUCCCCUAUUUAUAAUUUUUUUAAAGAGAAAAAGUUUGGACCAGACACCGUCUUAGAAGAACUGCAUCACUCUACACUAAGUGAGAACGUGGUAUUUAAAUUAGACCCUUCCUGUGUCUCCACAAAACCUCUAUCAUCAGGGGAAGUUAUCAGUCAUUGUCUGUGACUCACUGGAAGUCAUUAAGAGUCAGUUGAUUCCUAACCUCAGCAAUGUCAUGGUUCUCAGACUCUCAGGUUUAUGCAAACUUCCAAAUUCCCACAGUAAAUUCUGUUGACACACGUUUUUGUUAUUUAACAUCACCUUGUGAUUCCUCUCAAUAUUGCUGCCUAUUUCCUGUGUCCCUUAGUUUGCUUCAUUUUCUGGUUCUGUAAUCUAGUUCUGUUAUACUUGUGGAAUUUUUUACUUCAAGAUUUACGACUAACGUACCAGGACAUAGUCAAAUUUUAGAAAUUUUAUAUAAUAUCUAGAAUAUUUAUAUCAAAGACAUUUACCUAUAUAUUAUAACCUGGUAGGGUUUAUCACUACUCAUUUGGCAAUGCUUCCCAUGUAAUUUAACAUACCAAAUAAUCUUAAUUAGCUCUGAGAUUCUUCAGGGGCCCUCUAGAAGUCAAAAGAACUUGAAUUAGAAUUUUUUUUUUGGCACACGGGCUUAGUUGCUCCGCGGCAUGUGGGAUCUUCCUGGAGCUGGGAUUGAACCCGUGACCUCUGCAUUGGCAGGCGGAUUCUUAACCACUGCGCCACCUAGGAAGCCCUUGAAUUAGAAAUCGAUCCUUGGGAAUUUUGUCAAAAACAUCAAAAAGGUUUUAAAACACUUGACUAAGUAGUAUAAGUCACUGUGAAACGUUUAAUUAUUCACUUUUCCAAAGUGACAAUAAAAUAUUUCAAAGGCAAAUACAGGAAGUUAUAAUGGAUUACUUAUAAGAUAAAGAAGCUUUAUAAUCUGCUAUCAAUAGCUGAUCUAGAUAUCUGAUAUCUAGAUAUAUGUAUUUUUUAAGUCUUUAUUGAAUUUGUUAGAAUAUUGCUUCUGCUUUUUUUGUUUUGGUUGUUUGGCCAUGAGGCAUAUGGGAUCUUAGCUCCCCAACCAGGGAUCAAACCCACACCCACUGCUUUGGAAGGCAAAGUCUUAACCACUGGACUGCCAGGGAAGUCCCAAUAGCUGAGCAGUAUUCUAAGAAACGUUUGUCCUCAACAGAGAGAAAACCAAAUUCAGGUCUUUGCACCAUCUUAAUAUUAAAAUUCACUUACUUGGUUAAAUUUAUUCUAUUCUUAGUCCUGACCACACACAAGUCCCCUCUCCCUUCAGGUUUUCUUUUCCACAAACAUUCUAUAACUUCCUCUUUUACCUUCAGAGUUUCUUAACUAAGUGCAUUUGCAUUCCUUUUACCUUCAUUUUUCUUGCAUACAAAGAUGUAUUAUGGAUUUUUUCCUGGGGGAUUUUCUUUUUUGGUAUUGUCUUUGUCUGGUUUUGAUAUCAAGGUGACGGUGACUUUGGGAGGGUUCCCUCCUCUUCACUCUUUUGGAAGAGUUUGAGAAGUAUCAAUAUAAGUUCUUUGUGUGUUUGGUAGAAUUCUCCCAUGAAACCAUCUGGUCCUGUACUUCUGUUUGCAGGGAAUUUUUUUUUUUCCCUACAGAUUCUACUUCACUUCUAGUGAUUGAUCUGUUCAAAUUAUCUUUCUUCUUGUCAUUUUUGGCAGGCUGCAUGUUUCUAGAAACUUGUCCAUUUCUUCUAGGUUGUCCAGUUUGUUGGUAUGUGAAUGUUUGUAAUAUUUUCUUUCCCCCCCACUGUGGUAUCAGUUGUUAUUUGUCCUCUGAUUUCUUUUUUUUUUUUAAGAUUUAUUUUAUUUAUUUUAUUUUUGGCUGUGUUGGGUCUUCAUUGCUGCACUAGGGCUUUCUCUAGUUGUGGUGAGCAGGGGCUACUCUUUGCUUUGGUGUGCCGAUUUCUUAUUGGGGCAGCUUCUCUUGUUGCAGAGCACAGGCUCUAGGCUUGGGGGCUUCAGUAGUUGUGGCUCAUAGGCUCAGUAGUUGUGGCUCAUGGGCUCUAGAGUGCAGGUUCAGUAGUUGAGGUGCACGAGCUUAGUUGCUCCAUGGCACGUGGGAUUUUCCCAGCCCAGGAAUUGAACCUGUGUCCCCUGCAUUGGCAGGCAGAUUCUUAACCACUGCACCACCAGGGAAGCCCUGAUAUCUUCUUUUGUUUAUUUGGGUCAUCUCUCUUUUCUUCUUGGUGAGUCUGACUAGACAUUUUCAAUUUUGUUUAUCCUUUCAAAAAGCCAUCUCAUGGUCUUAUGGAUCUUUUCUCUUUUUUUCUUUAUUUCUUUAUUUCUUUUCCUUUUCUUUCUUUCUUUCUUUCUUUCUUUUUUUUUUUUUUUUUUGUUGCUAGUUUGUUUUCUCUGUUUUAUUUAUUUUCUCUCAUAUUUAUAAUUUCAUUCCUUCUGCUGAAUUUGGAUUUUUCUUGUUCUACUUUUUCUAAUUCUUUUAGGUGUUAGGUUGUUUUAUUGUUUGUUUGGUUUUUUUGAGAUUCUGUUUGUUUGUUGAGGUAGGCCUGUAUCUCUAUGAACUUCCCUCUUAGGACUGCUUUUGCUGCAUCUCAUAGAUUUUGUAAGGCUGUGUUUUCAUUGUCACUUGUCUCAAGGAUUUUCUGAUUUCCCUUUUUAUUUCAUCAUUGACCCAUUGUUUUUUUAGUAGCAUGUUGUUUAGUCUCCACGUAGUCACUUUUUUUUUCCUCUUUUUUCUUUCUGUGAUUGAUUUCUAAUUCUAUAACAUUGUGGUCAAAAAAGAUGCUUUAAAUACUUUCUUAAAUUUGUUAAGGCUUGUUUUGUGUCCUAGUAUGUGGUGUAUCCUAGAGAGUGUUCCAUGUGCACUUGAAAAAUAUGUAUAUUCUCAUUCUUUGGAAUUAAAAAAAAAAAAAUCCCAGGAAAUAAAAGUCCAGGACUGAAUGGCUUCACAAGGGAAUUCUACCAAACAUAGAAGAGCUAAUAUAAGUCCUUUUCAAACUAUUCUAAGAAAUUGAAGAGAAUGGAAUACUCCCAAAUUUAUUCUACAUUGCCAUCAUUGCCCUGAUACCAAAACCAGAAAAAGACAGUAUAUAAGAAGAAAAUUACAGGCAGGGACCAGAAAAAAACUGGUUCUGGGUGUUGUUUGAGGCUGAAAUCUUUUUAGUACGUGGUUUGGCUGCAUGACCUGUGGUUUUAUUCUUUUGUCUGAAAAAUUACUCAGUAUCUUGUUAGAAACAGGAUAGGGCCAGUUUUAGUCUGAUUCUGCAGUUACACAUUUAAGGCAGGUUUCCUGGCCUUCACUCAUAUUCUUAUGGAAAAGAAACUUGAUAUGACUGACAUACUUCACAUGAUUAAUAUUUUAGGUUUUGACCAAAUGUGUUCUGCCUAAGCUUGGGUUUUGCAGAAGCAGAACCUGACAUAGGGUUCGCCAACAUAUGGUUUAUUUAGGGAAAAUUAUCAGGAGAAGUUUAAUAACAGAGUACAAGGCAAGGAAAAGAACCUAAGGAAGGGUGUGGGCUCAACUGGAAUUUGCCUCAGCCUGAUCCUUUUGAGAGAUCUGGAAUGUAAAUGGUACCGCACAUUUGUCCCACCUUGAGACAAAGGAGCAUCCUUUUGUAUCUCCAGGUCAGAGAGUCCUUAAAUAUUUCCCAGAUACACUGCUUUCUGUGUUUACUUUUUCUAAAACAUUGGACUUACCUGUAACUGCAGGAAUCCAUAUAUGAGACAUUUUACUUUGUUAUUUCUGAACAUUUUCUUCUGUUGGGGAGUCUGGAUUGCAUAGUUAUGAUCAUUCUAAAAAAGUCCAUUGAAGAAUAAAACUUCUCACUUUUUUUACAAUAAACAAAUAAACAAACCAACAAACAGAGCCCUACAUUGAAAUGCCUACAGUCUGCUUCACUUCGAUGUUUGAUUGAUUCUAAAACAAGAGAGGGACUUUCCUGAUGUCACAGUGGUUAAGAAUCUGCCUGCCAAUGAAAGGGACAUGGGUUCGAUUCCUGGGCUAGCAAGAUCCCACAUGCCAUGGAGCAACUAAGCCCAUGCGCCACAACUACUGAGCCUGUGCUCUAGAGUCCUCGAGCUGCAAGUGAGCCCUCGAGCCACAACUACUGAAGCCUGCAUGCCUAGAGCCCGUGCUCCACAAGAGAAGCCACCGCAAUGAGAAGCCCAUGCACCAAAACAAAGAGUAACCCCUGCUUGCCACAACUAGAGACAGCCCUCCCACAGCAGUGAAGACCCAACACAGCCAAUAAAUAAAUUUAUUUUAAAAAGUAAAAAAAUUAAAAGACUACUAUUUCCUCAUAACCUCUUCCAUCUACCCCACCUCCACCACUCUUCUCAUCUCAGUUAAUGACAAAUCCAUCUUCCAGCUUGGACAAAAACCUUGAAUCAUCUUGAUUAUUGUAGUGUGAGGCUGAUUAGGAGUUGAAGCCACAUUAUGAUCUGAGGACAUGGAGCUAUGUAACCACAGUCAUAUGCAGAUCCCCAGUAAUAAAGAUAUUAUGUAAUGAAAACGUGGCAUCUUCUAAGUGAACUUUUAUUGAAUAAAGGUUAAU